Molecule: messenger RNA, 3342 nt
Organism: Owenia fusiformis
Lineage: Eukaryota; Metazoa; Annelida; Polychaeta; Sabellida; Oweniidae
Source: the annotation of a GenBank genome assembly
GCUCAACUGGGUGGACAUGUACAUUUCUGAUAUUUACCGGAUCCCUCAUCAAUCGAACCGGCCUUUCUAACUUGAUAUAUCUGGUUGAAUUUUUGACAUCGUCAAAAUGUUAGCGGAACAUGUUGGCGUUGCCAUGGCAGAAAACACAACACGACCACCUAUGAAUGGUGAGUCCCCGAAUCCUCACGACGAGUCACAUGCUGCUAUUUUAGAGCAAACCAAACCCCCAUCAUGGGUCCCAACAAAGUGGGAACAUUUCCAGCAACAAUGUGAACGGGAUCGCAUCGAGCCGCAGCAGCAAAUCUGGCUACAGAAUUCGCAACAGACAACACCCCAGGGUCAGAGCCACGCGACUCCUGAAUGGCAGCAAUCUGAAUCUAAACGCCAGAUAUCGUCAUGGCAACCUGUGUUACCUGGUCAGGAGAAGUGGCAUCCCACCAUGGAGAAAGGGGAGCAGCCCGUGAGACACCACCGACCGGCGAGAACAGGGAGAAAGGAUUCCACUGCAAGUACGAUGUCGUGGCUAAGCACCGAAAAAAGAGCCAACAGUGGAAAGUGCUACAUUGACCCGGUAUCAAAGCGUGGUAAGACCGUACAAAUGCUCACGAUGCUUGUUAUGACAUUUAUUCCCAUAGCUGGUAUGGUGGCUUACGGUAUAUCAUACGUUGUUAACGCCAUAGCCGCUGAAAACCACCUUAAAAUUAUUGAGCGCCAGGUCGAAUCUGUGAAAGCCACAGAUGAACUGGUCCACGCGCUACAGUUGGAGAGAGCUGCCACUGUGUAUUAUCUCGCUACCAAUAGAUCUGAAUUAUGGGUUCUUUCAAAGUACUACAACGAGACAGACGCGAAGUUGUCGAAUACGGUAGACUGGCUGAAGGAUUUGGACAUUGUUAGCAUCAAAGAAUACUCGACAAAGCAGGAUUUCCACCGUCACUUGGAAUAUCAUCGAUCACAUUUGGAAGUGAACCAUACUUUCAUCUACAGGGACAUGUCAUUCUACACUGAAGCAAUUAGACUCAUGGUAGACUUUUUAAUCACUUUUACCCAGGAUGCAAAGCACGGUACAAUAUGGCGCCCCCUAGUGGCAAGUAAAAUGAUUAUAAGGGCCAAUGAAAAUAUCGGGAAGGUCCUAGCUGCAGGCAUCGAUUACUUCAUCAAAGGAGCCUUGCCUUUGGAGGAUUAUACUUUCUUUGUAAGUAAUGUUGCUUUAGCUAGAGAUAACAUAGCCACAUUCCAAAAGUACUCUGAAUCGGCUAAAAAACUUUAUGAAGAUAUCUACACGACGACAUUGUUAGAGAAGGAGGUCGAAUCAUAUUUGGAUCUGGUAAUGGCGAACAACAUCACCGAGGCUUGUUUAAGAUGCGCCGUGAGCUUUGAUGUGAACAUCUCAGAAUACUUGAACAUUUUGAAACAUAUUAAAGAAGCUGUUAAGAAAGAAAUUAUCAAUCAGGUCCAGACGGAGAUGGCAAAAGCCAAGAGUGAUGUCGCAAUUGGUGUGAUAACGUUCUGCAUCAUGUUCACCCUCUCUCCGGUCGUUGUUACCAUGGUGCACCGGCUGACAUCACGUCUCCAGGGUUACGCAAAAGAUGUCUCUCAAAAGUCAGUUGAGCUUAAAAAAGCAAAGAAUAGAUCAGACGAACUACUAUAUCAGAUGAUUCCAAAAACUGUCGCCCAUGCAUUGAAGAAUAACCUUACAGUUAAUGCAGAGUAUUUUAAUGAGGUUACCGUCUUCUUCAGUGAUAUUGUCGGGUUCACUAGUCUAAGCGCCAAUAGUACCCCCAUGCAAGUGGUUAAUUUCCUCAACGCUCUCUACAGUUUCUUUGACCUGAAGAUCCAGAAGUACGACGUUUACAAGGUGGAGACCAUCGGUGACGCUUACAUGGUAGCCAGUGGCGUUCCUGCAAGGAAUGGAAUAUAUCAUGCGCAGGAGAUUGCACUUUUGGCAUUAGAUCUCUCGGAAGGAACACAUACUUUCCAAAUUCCGCAUCUACCGGAGGAGAAACUACUUCUUCGAAUUGGACUUCACUCAGGUGCAUGUGCCGCAGGGAUUGUAGGAAGUGCUAUGCCACGAUACUGUCUUUUUGGCGAUACAGUCAAUACAGCAUCAAGGAUGGAGUCGAGCGGAUAUCCACUGAAAAUCCACAUCAGUAUUGAUUGUAAGAACGCCUUGGACAUGAUAGGGGGCUUCAUCACAGAGCUUCGAGGAAUCACAGAAAUUAAGGGCAAAGGUCCAAUGGAGACAUACUGGCUAAUAGGCAAGGUAGGUGGAACGCGGAAGAGAAGUGGUCCCCAUCAUUUGGAGGAGGACUAUGAGGGUUUAACGCCGUAUAGAGUGAUAAGUCCUAAGUCGCCUGUAUCGGGACAAAAAGUUCACGGAGUAACUGCCCACCCGGGGAAGGCUGUCUUGGAGUCUAAGAUCCAGCCAAAGGAGAAUGCUGGAGUAAAAGAUCUGCCAGGGAGAGUUCCAGAGAGGCAAGAAAAUAUGCCUCAGGGCGUAGGUGACAAAGGUCAAAUUAAUGUACCGAUGGCUGAACCCUCCUCACGGGGGUAUGAACAAGAUUAUGAAGCUUUGGCCUUCAGUCAACAAUCAAGUAAUCAGAGACAAAUGAAUGUUACUCAUUAUUAAUUAAAACAUAUCGAAUAUAUAUAUAUAUUUAUAGUGACUCGUCUGUAUCAUUGCCGAUUCAAAUUUGGGAUCCCUUGUGUCAAGUAAUAUUUGAAUAACAUUUCUGGCGUAGUAUCUUAGCGACAGGCGAUACAUUAGGACUUGUGAUCUAACACCUUGAUCACAGAAUGACACAAGCUGGAAUAUGUUUACUUUUACGGUGUCUUAAUGUUAAUUGUGUGUAUAGUUCAUGUAUUUUACUAUGUGUAAUAAAAGAUUUAUUGCCACAACUGCAUGUACAAAUAUGUAAAAUACUGUAAUUAUUUUAAUUGAUAGUUAAUGCCGCACUCACACGACUCCAUUCAAGGGCGUGAAUAAAUGCAAAGCAAGAAAGAGAGAAUGCACUUUCAGCACCAUUAUAUGAAAUCUAAACCAUUUGACAGAACUAUCGCCAAAAUGGUCGUUCAAAGAGUUCAAGAGACUCUCAAUGCUUCGUGUAUAUUUGUUUACUACUAGAGUAUAGUAUUUAAAAUUUUAUGGUUGCUACGGUAACCAAGGUGAUGACGCUAUGAUUCUGAUCAUUUUGUAAAAAGGAAGCAAGUAAUAGAUAAAAGACAGUAUCACUAUAGCCACAUUUUCCGCAUUAACUGUCAAUCUAAAUUCUGACAAUAUGGUCUUGAAAUUUCAUAUGCUUGUACGAAAGGUGAUACUAUAUCUGUCAUAAAUUUCAUGUAAAA